Aspergillus terreus NIH2624 is the source of this 486-nucleotide messenger RNA. RefSeq lists its product as uncharacterized. The transcript is spliced from 4 exons. The coding region runs from base 1 to 486 and encodes 161 amino acids. NCBI's taxonomy places the organism in Eukaryota, Fungi, Ascomycota, Eurotiomycetes, Eurotiales, Aspergillaceae. The record is from RefSeq and is a predicted model, not a curated record.
AUGUCCUGGCUACUCGCCAUGUCCGCCGCCAGACUCGUCUUGGUCCGAUGCAUAGCCCUGUACGUCGAAUCCGGCUGGAGGGCAAAGUACGAGUCUGAGCUCGACGAUGCUGCUGUACGUCGAUUGCAGCCCUGGUGGGCUUCUUAUCGCGAAAGUCGAGUCGUGUACCUAGCAAGGCCGUCUUCCGAAGCGACCCCCGCCUGCGUCGUGUUCUUCGGUGUUGUAGCGCACUCGACAUGGCCCGUCCUCCGCGCAAACCGGCGCCAAAAUCACCGCCAUCAUCUCUGCCAAUUCCCGAGUGUCCCCUGUCCGGUGGAACUAACAACGCCCGUGGUAAAGAGCGGGAAGCUGGGUACAGCGGGCAUGCACCAUCCAAAAAACGCCAGAGGCAUCAUGAGUUGUAAGCACGGCAUCGCUAGAGGCCAAAAAGAAGACACUUUGAGUUUGUUGGCCAAGGCAUUUGUCGCAGUCCAGAAAAGCCAUUGA